Messenger RNA from Caenorhabditis angaria, 2483 nucleotides. The record is from the annotation of a GenBank genome assembly. NCBI's taxonomy places the organism in Eukaryota, Metazoa, Nematoda, Chromadorea, Rhabditida, Rhabditidae.
AUGCGCAGCCAUUCUUUAUUUAUCCUCUUCUUGGUUACUGUAUUUUGUUUGGUGAAUGUGGAAAUUGCGGAUGGAUUUGGAAUGAUGGAAAUUGAGAAAACGGCAAAGGAAUGUUGUACAGUUUCGAGAAGACAAUGUUGUAUUGAGGUUAUGAAGUUCGGGUAAGUUUUUUGGCCUGCAAAAAAUCCGUUUUCAGAAUCGAAAAACACAUUGUUCAAAGUUUGAUAUUUCAAAGUUAUCAUGAGAUUGAGACAAUACGCUCCAAAAAGUUUACUGUUUCAAAAUAAAAACAAAAUCUGUGUGCAGACAUUGGAAACUAUUAUUUUUUAAGUUCCUAACAAAACUGCUUCGAAGUUUUCAAGAAAUCUGGAAAUUAGAUAAGUUCUGGAAGUCGAGUUCGUGCUCCUAAAAAAUCCAAUUUAUAAAAUGAAAAAAUAAAUUUCACGACAAAAUGUUCACGCUCUAAUUCAAAUUUUCACGUCACCUUUUUUUCUCAUUUUCUAAUUUUUUUUCAAACCAAUUUUCGAACUCAGUGAAAAUCCAACCUCCAAUAAAUUGUGCUAACCACAUACUUGUAUACUAGUUGCUCCGAGGAAAUUUAUCCUAACUCUUACCUUUUUGGUCGGUGAGGAGAAGAGAGACAAUUGGUAUUGUUUGGAGACAAAAAAGGAGGCGUUGGAUUUUGGGAAAACUCGACAACUUGAAGAUUGAGAUUUGGAACUAGGAAAAUGAUAUAUCAAAAAUUUACACGAUCUCAAAAAACCUUUAUUUUUCAAAAUUCUCAGGGCCCGUCAGCAACUUCUAGAAAAAAUAUCUGAAAAUCCAAAAUAUUUGCAGCCGCCCCGCAAAAUGUGGCUACGAGAACAACGCUGAAUGGGCUGAAAUCUUCUACAACUGUAUCCAACGUGGACUUUUGGCCGAGGAUCAAAGAAUGAGUUUGGAUGGUGAGUUAGUCUAACUUCCCAAAGGCAUGCGCAUCUACCGACUCAUCACAAUAACAAUUAAUUGAGUUUAUGAGUUGUUUUCACCAUCUGUUGAUGUUGAGAUACGCUAUGUUCGCACAUUUUGGGAAAUGAGUCAGGAGAGAAACAGAGUUAUUGUAUGCACUUGGUUUUUGUUGAUGGUAUGACAGUACAAUUUUUGGUUAGAUAGAAGAUUGAAGAUCUUUUGGAUUUGGAAAGAAGAUUAUGGGGAUAAUCUGGGAUUUUGAUGAUUCGACAGUUUUGAGAACUUUGCGGAAGUUAGCACAACUUUCCAUAAGAUUUUUAGAAGAAGAUGCAUUUCUAGAAAGUUCUGAUCAAUUUUCAGACGUAAAUCUAGAUUUGCAAUGCCUGUAAUUUUAGGAGUUCUAGAUUAUCAAAUUAUAAAAAUGGAAACUGAAUUUUCGAGACUAUGAAACUUAUCAUAUUUAUGUACAGUACCCAUAGAUUUUGAUAAAAUUUUAAGGCCCAAAUACCAAGCCUGAACUAUAAAUUAUUUUCAAGAGAUUUCGAGUUCAAUAGCUCCAAAACAUCUACAGUACCCCCUGAGCCCUCUCUCAUUUUCCACGUGUUUUCCAAGUAUCUCUCCUCCAACGCCACAAAAACUUACAUAAUAAAUACAAUAGAUCACUCCACGCCACGCCAUCCUCUUUUUUUCAUCCCUCUCUCUAACUCUCUCCAUUUUCUCAUACUCUUUUCCUCUUUUCGUAUGCCCUACGACCUUCCUUCGAGCAACAACUAUCCCACUUAGGCUCCGCCCAUUGAAUGCUAAUAGGAGGAGGCAGGAGGGACCAUAAGUUAGUUGUAUUCAAUGUAGAUUAUACGGUUUGGUGAGUAUUCUUAUUGGGCUGGGAAUCUCCAGAGCUGUUCAGAUCCCAUAGUAUUUCUAGAUAUUUUCAGAUGGUCUUUGCUGUCAGGUGUUUGCUCACGACACUUCUGAUUCUAGUAAACAUUGUGAGAAUACCUGCAAAAUUGCGAUGCAUUCACCAUCUCUGAACAAAACUGAAAGAUUUGAGAAGAUCAAGAAAUGUUCGAUGCUCGAGAAUCCGCUGGAUAAGGUUGGUUUUUUUUUUUACUAAAUUUAAGGAGGGGUCAAAGUUCUCUGAAAAAUUUUUUAGAGCUUUCAUUUUUUAUGAAAACAGUGUCAGAUUUUUGUACAAAUGAUCACAAUUCUGAGACUUUGAACGAAAACAAACUGGUUCCAAAAAAUUUCAAACCAGAUUUCUCAUUCUAGCUUCGAAAACAAUUUGAAUCAUGAACUUAACCUUAUAUUGUAUUUUGUCUGAAAUUAAUUCCAGAUUGAAUUUUUGAAGAUAUUCUUACCUGACUCGAUUUUGAUCCAGAGAUUUACUAUUUCAUGAAAAAUAAAAGUAUGUAUUGAUUUCCAAACCCCUAAUAUUAAAUUUUCAGUGCUUCCACAAUUGUCUCAAAAUGCGCCAAAACGGUUUCUCAGUUCAAGUUCUCGAUUUCUCCGAAUACUGCAACUACACCUCAACCCCCUGA